AUGGGUGCAUUAUGCCAGCUUCUUCAGUUCCAAGAAGAUUUACAAUCUAGACUGCUUCGACAAUUUACGAAACUCUUAGCAUUAAUUUGUAUGGUACGAACCAGAACCCGUUUAAAUUUAUCGAAACUUAGUAUUCAUCAAGUAAUAUCAGAUCAAAGAGAAGAAGAACAAGUGACUCAAUCAAGUAUGUCAAAUCAUAAUAAUAAAAUGGAUGAUUUGUAUAAUACAAAUGCCUCAUGUCAAUCAAUUAAAGCAGACUCCUCAAUAACCGAUAUUAGUUGUUUAUCUUUUAUCUCUAUCAAUGCAACAGAAAUUAAGAUGGCUGUAUUACCAGAACUCGAUAAUCAAACAUUGAAAACUAUUAUGACUUUAUUACCAAUCCAAUCAACAAACCACUCAAUCAAUAACAAAGAAGAUAAAGUAUUAGUCAGAAUUCCUUAUUAUAAUAGAAAAACAAAUAUAUAUGUUUGGUUGACGGCUAUUAAAAGUGUAUUUAUGAAUUUGGAAUACUAUGAAAGUAUUUAG
Messenger RNA from Rotaria sp. Silwood2, 525 nucleotides. Lineage: Eukaryota; Metazoa; Rotifera; Eurotatoria; Philodinida; Philodinidae. The record is from the annotation of a GenBank genome assembly.